AUGUCAGAAGACGAAGGUGUGACAGGUACUAGUGCUUCACAUAAUGAUGAGACUAUGGAGACGUGCCCCUUUAUGGCAGACGUAUCUUCUACUCAAGAUAUGGAUGAUGAUCUGAGUGAUUUGGAAGAUUUGUUGGAGAAAGACGUAGAUGUUCAAAAAUAUCCAGAUGAAGCUAUCGUAAGGUAGGCAUUACAUCAUUACAUAAAUAAUUUGUUAGACUUUUUAUAUUGAUUAAAUUUGAGAAGUUUUAAAUCUGUUCGAUGCACAGAAAGCUUUAUGUUUAAUAUUUUACUUAACCAGUAUACCUUCAGAAAGAAAACGGUUCUUGAAAUUCGACCAAAUGACUUUUCCCACUCAUUACCUGAUGGUUGGAUCGAAAUUACUCAUGAUGCUGGAAUUCCCGUUUAUUUGGUAGGUAUUUGAUAUAGUUUUAAACUUUAGGUAGACAAUAACUUUGCUUUCUUAAGUUCAUUUGAUAACGUAAAGCAUUUCAGCACCGUCAAACACGAGUGUGCGCGUUCUCCCGUCCGUAUUUCAUUGGGCCAACCUCAGUACGAAAACACUUGAUUCCGAUCCCAGCCAUUCCAUGUUACAAUAUGAAACGACAACUGGAAGAGAUCAGAGUUAGGGAAGAGGAAUGCCCAAUAAGAUCUACACCAAAGAUCGAGAUAGUUUCAGUAGGAGAUAGAGAUCAGUACCUGGACGGAAACCAGCUGAAUGCGUAUGCAAAGUCUGUGUUCAAGUUUAAAACAAUCGACGUUGUCAGGUUUAAGAAAUGGUCUGAAACACGGCAAUUUCACAGAAACAGAAAACGAAAGCUACAUGAGGACGCUACACCUGGUAGGUGGUAGAAAAUAAAGAUAUUUAGAAACAAUUCCUUUUUUUAUUAUUGGCAAUGUUUUUUAAGUAAAACUUGAAAAAAAAUAUAUUAAAACAUGUUUAAGGAGUUGCCAGUGAUGUUAAAGUGAUUACUGUGCCUGAAAUCAACGAAACCGCGAAGCCCUCACAUCGUACGUUCUGUCUGAAUCCUGUCAACAAAACUUCUGUUACAAUUCUACACGAAUAUGUUCAGAAAGUACUCAAAAGCGUGGUAGUAUACGAUUUCACAGAGCUCAGGUAUGUUAUCUGGUGUAUCUUUAUCUCUAUUGCUCAUUUUAAGAUUACUUUAAUUUUAAAGCAAUUGUUGUAUGUUAUUUAUAAUACUAUAAAUUGAUUUCAGUAGUGUCACCUACCCUUAUCGUUGUGUCGCAAAGUUAAAGCAGUCGAAUGCGUUGCAAAUGAUUCGCCAACAAAAGACAAUCGAGGCUAAGCUAUUGUUGCUGAAGGAGAAAUACGACAAGGAGGUUAAUUUGCAUUCCAGUGAAAUUGCUGACACUUCAGAAUGUAAGUUUUUCUACUUUUGUUUUGUAGGUAUAAAAUAUGUAAAAAAGGAAACGUAAAUUAGAUCUAAUGCAUUAGCUAAUGUGAAACAAUGUUUUGGAUUGUUUAGGGAUGAAAAAUAUACUUUUGUUAUUUUAACUGAAUAAUAUUAUAAUUUUUAUAUUCAGACGGAGAUGACACUCUUCUACUUGGCGUAGGCUUCGGAAAGAGCAAGAAGAUCGCCAAGAUGGCAGCAGCUGAGAAGGUGCUUGUUGGACUAAUCCCAGGCUUAAAAUUCAACGAUGAACACAUUGCGAUAAACGAAGAAGAAAGCUCUGAACCCACGACAUCUGAGGAGCCCACUUUCUUCGAAAUGUUGGAGAUUACAGACUCUAAAAUCCCUGACUGGUGUGCCAAAACUGGUAAACGUCAGCCGUUCAUGAUGUUACAAGAGUUUGUCAAACGCAACAUUUCACUGGAAAAUCAAAAAAUCGAAAUGAAAACGGAACAGAAGGGACAUCAGAAACAUCAGUUUACAAUGACAUUGGGGCAGGAGUACGAGGUUACUGUAACUGGAGGCAACAAGAAGGAUGCCAAACAAAGGGCUUCUCAACUUAUGCUACAGAAACUCUUCCCCAACGCCAAGACUUUCGCUGAUAUUCUCAAGUUGUACGAAGAUACCAACUUCACGUUGCAGAAGGAAGCCCAGAAGAUCAAGCGACAGAUCGCGAACAAACCUCCGGAGAAACAAGCUGAACCUAAAGGAUGUUCAGAAGCAUUGGGAGUUCAGUUGAGGGAAGCCAUGAAGAUGGUAGACAGUAAAAGCAGUGACAAUGUGUUGACGCGGCCUCCAGUCGAUUACACUGCUCCAGCUUUGUUCAAAGAGGAAUGUGGCCAAUUUGGAGCGCUGUGCGAGAGAUAUGCACACUUGUUCAAGGAUAGCAGUUUGUUGGAAAGUAUUAUUAGGUAG
Molecule: messenger RNA, 2329 nt
Organism: Bursaphelenchus okinawaensis
Lineage: Eukaryota; Metazoa; Nematoda; Chromadorea; Rhabditida; Aphelenchoididae
Source: the annotation of a GenBank genome assembly